CACGCACUUCUAAAAUAAAAUCAAUGGAAAAUGAUCAUCAUCAAGAAGAAGCGGAGACGUUCAUCGGAAUCAGGAAGCGCAAAUGGGGGAAAUGGGUGUCGGAAAUCCGCGAGCCCGGCAAGAAAACCCGGGUCUGGCUAGGGAGCUACGAGAAGCCGGAGAUGGCCGCCGCCGCCUACGACGCUGCGGCAUUCCACCUAAGAGGCCCCGCCGCGCGCCUCAACUUCCCCCGCCUGGCGGGCCUCCUCCCGAAGCCGGCAAGCGACAAUGCCACGGAUGUUCAGGCCGCGGCGCAGGAGGCCGCCAUGCAGAUCGCGGGGAGGCGCGCGGCGGAGGCGGGGAGAGUGGGGCUGUCGGCGAGCCAGAUUGAGGCUAUAAAUGAAAUGCCACUUGACUCGCCUAAAUUGUGGAUGCAGGGAAUGGAAAUGGGAGUGCAAGAUUAUUUUGUUUAUAAUCAUCAUCAACACAUGGAGGUUAAUCAUCAUGAUCAAUUGGAUUAUUAUCCCAUUUGGGAUUAAUUUAAUUAAUCGUCUAGUCAAUAAUUUUGAGCUAGGUCAUAUUAUAUUUUUUGUAUGCGAGCUUCUUGAAUUGUCACAAGAAUGAAGAAUCCCAUUUGUUUGGCUUAGGAAAGGAACAAUUAAAUUUCAU
This is a messenger RNA of Salvia hispanica, 648 nucleotides long. RefSeq names its product ethylene-responsive transcription factor ERF022-like. Gene Ontology annotation, molecular function: DNA binding; DNA-binding transcription factor activity. The record is from RefSeq and is a predicted model, not a curated record. Lineage: Eukaryota; Viridiplantae; Streptophyta; Magnoliopsida; Lamiales; Lamiaceae. Gene Ontology annotation, biological process: regulation of DNA-templated transcription.